AAUUACAUUGCAAUGCUGAUGGGAAAAAAUGCUGCUCGCUGUGCCCAAUUUGGCCCUGUUCAAUCGACUGAUUCGGGUUCCAGCUAAAGGCGGCAGCAGCUCGAGCUGGCCAGGUAUUCAAGUCUCGUUUCCAUUCAGGUGUGUUAUGUGGUCUUGGAUUGAGUAACCGAAUCCACAAUUUUUCCUCUGCCCUGGAAAAGUGUCGCUUUCGCAGCCCUUUUUGUAUCUCAAUCUUGUGGAUUUGUGGCGUGCAGGAGAGGGAAAGAGAUUUGUGCUUGAUGGGAUUUUGGGACGGUGUUAUAGCCAUGAAAUAGAAGUUGCAAGAGCGAGAGUAAGCGAAAAAAACGGCCCAGACGACAGAGAGAGAGAACGUGUUUUGUGCUGUUAAUCUUGUUUUUUGACCAACUGAGAGGAGAGAAUAUUGUCUGUGAAGUGCGGAGAAGAACAAGAUCACAAAAGGAGCGAGAUUCGAGUGAGUCAGUUUGAGAACGGACACUGUGCAAAAAGGGUGCGUCAUCGGGCACAAUUUAGACCAUCUUCACCUGCUGUGUGUGUGGAAAAUUGCCUGUGAUCGUCAAAGAGUGGAGAAUCUGUGACAAAGUGGCUGGAAAGAAUUCAUUAUAAGAUUCUCACAUAGUGAAGCUGCGCGGCAUAUUUCUGGUCCAGCAUCGAUCGCGUGCCCGAGCAUUAAGUGAAUGUGGCCCUGAGUGGACGGUGUGUGAAGAAGAGGCAAAAAGAGGUGAAGAUCCAGAGACGAGCUCACAAUGUCAGCGGAAAGUCAGCGCAGUGCAGAGGCUGUGGAGGCGCGAAAGAAGCCACGCGUGUGUCAUGUGGUGAAGCGCGAGGACUUCGACGGCUAUGGCUUCAAUCUGCACGCGGAGAAGGGCAAGCCGGGCCAGUACAUUGGCAAAGUGGACGAGAACUCGCCCGCGGAGAUGGCGGGUCUGCGCCAGGGCGACAGAAUCAUCGAGGUGAACGACGUGAAUAUCGGCACGGAGACGCACAAGCAGGUGGUUCAGCGCAUCAAAGCCAAUCCCAACGAGGUGAAGCUGCUCGUUGUGGACCCUGAGGUGAUUGAGGUGACCAAGGACAAUCAGAUUGUCACGGGCAAUGAGUCAAAUAAUAGCGACGCGAAGGAGGAGAGCGUCGAGAAGCAGGAAGUGGCCGUGGUGGAGGAGGAGGAGGUGAAGGCGCCGGAGGAGCACAAGAACCACGAGCCUGCGAGUCCGCCGGCUGCAGUGAAGACGCCGCCCGUGAUCAACAACAGUCCCGAGGCGAAGAAGUCCACAACCAACGGCACAACUCCCAAAGCUGACAACGCGUCCGUGAGCAGCGGCGGCUCGGCGUCAUCACGCGAGAGCGGCGGACUCAAUCUGCAAAUGACUGCGGCCGAACUGAGGGCGAAGUUGGCCGCCCGCAAGAAGUACGACCCCAAGAGUGAGACGGUAGAUAUUAAAAAGAAAUUCGACAUCAUCCAGAAGUUGUAGAUCGUUGGACUCGCAUUAAGAUCGCCGAAAUUACUCUUGAGUGGAUUUUCACGUGUUUUUCCUCUUCUUUCCCCAUCUGUGUACACAUAAAGAGAGAGAAGAAAAAGCACACCCCCGGAAAAAUGCACAAAAGAGACCCUUAAUUUCAGGCGCGCUGCAAGAAAAAAUUGCAGCAAGUGAAGAAGAAGAAGAGUGAUGGAAAUUAUGUAAAUAUAUGACAGAG
Phlebotomus argentipes is the source of this 1710-nucleotide messenger RNA. RefSeq names its product Na(+)/H(+) exchange regulatory cofactor NHE-RF1. The transcript is spliced from 2 exons. Bases 765 to 1487 code for a protein of 240 amino acids. Gene Ontology annotation, biological process: protein localization to plasma membrane. The record is from RefSeq and is a predicted model, not a curated record. Lineage: Eukaryota; Metazoa; Arthropoda; Insecta; Diptera; Psychodidae. Gene Ontology annotation, cellular component: apical plasma membrane. Gene Ontology annotation, molecular function: protein-membrane adaptor activity; protein binding.